ACAACACUGAAAUUAUCGAUGACAAUUUCAAUACAUAUUGUUUUGCGAAUUUUCUAAUCAUAACUUUCAGCUGACUAUUGUUUAUUCUGGGAACUCAGAAAAUAAAAAAGAUUCAAGGAGCAGCGGAAAAUAUUCCAGAACAUGUUUCGAUCAAGUUUUGACAAGAACUUAGAAAAUGCCACAAGCCAUUUACGUUUGGAGCCCGACUGGCCCUCAAUUCUUCUUAUUUGCGAUGAAAUCAACCAGAAAGAUGUCACCCCAAAGAAUGCUUUUGCUGCAAUUAAGAAAAAAAUGAAUUCCCCCAAUCCGCACUCUGCGUGUUAUUCUCUUUUGGUCCUGGAAAGCAUAGUGAAGAACUGUGGAGCUCCAGUGCAUGAGGAGGUGUUCACCAAAGAGAACUGCGAGAUGUUCAGCAGCUUCUUGGAAUCCACUCCUCACGAGAAUGUGCGACAGAAGAUGCUGGAACUAGUCCAGACAUGGGCCAACGCCUUUCGAUCCUCGGACAAAUAUCAAGCCAUCAAAGAUACCAUGACCAUUCUGAAGGCCAAGGGUCACACAUUCCCUGAGCUGCGAGAGGCGGAUGCCAUGUUUACGGCUGAUACUGCGCCCAACUGGGCAGACGGAAAAGUUUGCCAUCGCUGCCGGGUAGAGUUUAGCUUUACCAAUCGCAAACACCAUUGCCGUAACUGUGGCCAGGUCUUCUGUGGUCAAUGUACGGCCAAGCAAUGUCCUUUGCCCAAGUAUGGAAUCGAGAAGGAUGUACGUGUGUGCGACGGUUGUUUUGUGGCCCUCCAACGUCCGACCAGUGGCAUUAAAUCUGGAUCUCGGGUGGCGGACAGUGACCUGCCAGCGGAGUAUUUAAACAGUUCAUUGUCUCAGCAAGUGCAAACUCCGGCCCGAAAAAGCGAGGAAGAACUAAAGGAGGAGGAGGAACUUCAGCUAGCACUGGCCCUUAGCCAAUCUGAAGCCGAGCAGCAGAAGCAGAAGCAACAAUCCCUGACAGCCGCAGCAGCUGCCUAUAGAAUGCCACAGCGUUCUCCAAGUCCUGAGGCACCGCCUGCCCCAAAGGAAUAUCAACAACCUAUAGAGGAGACAAGCAAUCCAGAGCUAGCCAAGUAUUUGAAUCGUAGCUAUUGGGAGCAACGCAAAAUAAGCGAGUCCUCCUCGAUGGCUAGCCCAUCAGCUCCAAGUCCCAUGCCGCCAACACCACAACCUCAGCAGAGUAUCUCUCUUCAAGCUAAAAGUGCCGAUGAAGUCCAAAUCGACGAUUUCGCAUCCAACAUGCGCACACAAGUGGAAAUUUUUGUAAAUCGGAUGAAAUCCAACUCGAGCCGUGGACGAAACAUCUCUAAUGACUCUUCAGUCCAGACCCUCUUUAUGACCCUGACUUCUUUGCAUUCUCAGCAGUUAUCGUACAUUAAAGAAAUGGACGACAAGCGGAUGUGGUACGAGCAGUUGCAGGACAAACUUACCCAGAUUAAGGACUCGAGAGCAGCGCUUGACCAGUUGCGCCAGGAGCAUGUAGAGAAGUUGCGACGCAUUGCCGAGGAGCAGGAGCGCCAGCGUCAAAUGCAAAUGGCCCAGAAAUUGGAGAUUAUGCGUCAGAAAAAGCAGGAAUAUUUGCAAUACCAGCGUCAGUUAGCUCUAAAGCGCAUUCAGGAGCAGGAACGUGAGAUGCAACUGCGACAGGAGCAACAGAAGGCUCAGUAUUUGAUGGGCCAGGCAGCACCACCAUUUCCCUAUUUACCGCCUUCGUCGGUGCCUCAACAUGGAUCGCCUUCACAUCAACUAAACAAUGUUUACAAUCCCUAUGCUGCCUGUAUUCCAGGAUAUCCAGGAGGUGCCACAGGACAGGCCCCCGCUCCCAAUGGUCAUGGACAGUUCCAGGGUAUUCCACCUGGUAUUUACAAUCCGGCCAUGACCCAGCAAAUACCAGCAAAUAUUCCACAGCCUGGUGGAUUGAUGCAGCAACCACCGGCCCAGCCGGGUAAUGGACAAAUGGUACCGCCCAUGCCCGAAAAUCAAUUUACCAAUAAUCCAGCAAUCCUGCAGCAGGCACCAGGUCAACCGGCGCAACAUCAGCUACAGGUUCAACAACCUCAGACGCUUCCGGUGCAACCACAGCCAAUCCCAGGACAACCACAGCCAAUCGCAGGCCAGCCCCAGCAGCAACACCAACCGAUUCCAGUUCAUCAGCCCCCACAAGCACAAUUGUCUCACGUAAUGUUGCAGCAGCAACAGUUAGCCCAAUCCCAUCCGGCUCUCGCAAAUCAGCCUGCUCCACCAGUACAGGCACCACCACCAGUGACCGAAACUUCGAUCUCCCAAGUUUUGGCGGUGACGGCUGCCCCACUUCCGCCACAAAACGAUCCUGAUCCGGCACCUCAAAAAUCGGCUGAACCAGCCACAGCCGAAUUAAUUAGUUUCGACUGAGCCAGAAUGUGUUAUUUCUUUUGAGUCGGUUGUAACAGUUCUCGUAUAGAUUUUAGACUUAAAAAAUGUGUUAAAAAUACUGGUUCCACUAUUUCAAUUUAAAACCAAGCUACUUUAAAAAGUUAGAUAAAUAUAAAAAUUGUUCAGUUAAUUGCGGUUAUUAGUUACUAUUUAAAAGGAUUUAGUUCAAAGGACACGAAUGUAAAAUUUUUAGUUAAAUGAAAAAUUGUGAAAAAUGGAAUGGAAGUAGUUUGAAAAGACAUACUAAUCUUAUACGAGAUCUGUUAAUACCGGAAAGGACUCAUGAGGUCCAUUAUAUUUUAACCAAGUCAUGUUAUCCGAAAUAAACAUAUUCUUUGUAUUUAAAAUCGA
Drosophila ananassae is the source of this 2805-nucleotide messenger RNA. It is a transcript of the gene Hrs, whose product is annotated as hepatocyte growth factor-regulated tyrosine kinase substrate. NCBI's taxonomy places the organism in Eukaryota, Metazoa, Arthropoda, Insecta, Diptera, Drosophilidae. Gene Ontology annotation, molecular function: metal ion binding; phosphatidylinositol binding; ubiquitin binding. The record is from RefSeq and is a predicted model, not a curated record. Bases 142 to 2433 code for a protein of 763 amino acids. The transcript has 5 exons.